Messenger RNA from Myotis lucifugus (little brown bat), 1506 nucleotides. Its product is annotated as probable rRNA-processing protein EBP2. The record is from RefSeq and is a predicted model, not a curated record. Bases 888 to 1313 code for a protein of 141 amino acids. The transcript is spliced from 5 exons. Gene Ontology annotation, biological process: rRNA processing; ribosomal large subunit biogenesis. Gene Ontology annotation, cellular component: nucleolus; nuclear periphery; preribosome, large subunit precursor. NCBI's taxonomy places the organism in Eukaryota, Metazoa, Chordata, Mammalia, Chiroptera, Vespertilionidae.
GUAACUGUAGCAAGUCAUUAUCUCUCCAGUUUGCACUUCUAUACAGUGAAGAGUUGGGGGGUCCAGACCAGUGGUUUCCAAACCCAAUCUCACAGCCAGAAUCACUGGGAAAAUUUUUCAAAACAGAUUUCUAGGUUUUAGUAUCUGGGAAAUCUGUGUAUGUUUUCUUUCCCUUCCCCCCAAGAGACUCUCAGAUGAUCACUGGCCUACAUGAUUGUGAAGUCCUUGAAGAAAUAUGGAUUGUCAUUCGGUCAGAAAAAGCAAAUGGCACCUGCGAGUUUGAACUAUGACUGCUUUGAGUUCUAAUGUAAAACCAGAGCAGGCAUACCGUGGAACUUUUUUUUGGUUUUUCUUCUUUAUUUCAUGGUCACUUAAAGAAGAUGAUAGGAAUUAAAGUUAGAGGUGUGGGAAGAAAUGUGUGUGAGGAGAUUCAGCAUGGGUGUUAAGACUUUGUCCAUAUUUUGUACAUAAACAUGAUUUGGGGUGUUGAGCUGCUCUCCUUGGGAAUCAUGUCACUGGUAGAUCCUCAGUGGAGUAACCGUAGAGGGUAGAUUAGCAUCCUGUCCUUUGCAAAUAGGCAGCUGUGGAUUUAGUACAUUGAGCUGGUGGUCGAUGGCUGAGAUCAGCUCAAAAACAUGGGCAAUUGGUUUAACACAAAUUAUCAAAAGCAAGGAAAAAAUCAGGCUAAUUAGCUCACUCUUUCUAAUUUGAGGAAUCUGAGGGUACUAGUUCCGAACUGGGGAUGAUUUUGCCUCCCAAGGGUUUUGGGCAGUGUUGGAGACAUUUUUGGUUGCAUCUUGGUGGGGAGGUGCAGCUGCAUCUGGUGGGUAGAGGAUGGGGAGGCUGCUAAACAUCCCACAGUGCCCUGGACGGCCUGUCUUGCUGUGAUGGUUUGGAGUGGGUGUAACAGGCCUACGUCCAUGUCCCAGGUGCAAACAGAGGUUCUUCAGAAGAGGCAGCGGGAGAAAGCUCACAUGAUGAAUGCCAUUAAGAAAUACCAGAAAGGCUUCUCUGACAAACUGGAUUUCCUUGACGGAGAUCAGAAACCUGUUGCACGGGGCUCGAAGGAAGGAGCUAAAGGCCAGCAGAUGAAGAAAGGUCCCAAUGCCAAACGACGCUAUAAAAACCAGAAGUUUGGGUUUGGUGGUAAGAAGAAAGGCAGCAAGUGGAACACUCGUGAUAGCUACGAUGAUGUAUCCAGCUUCCGGGCCAAGAAAGCUCAUGGCAAGGGCCUCAAGAGGCCUGGAAAGAAAGGAUCAAAUAAGAGACCUGGGAAACGGACAAGAGAGAAAAUGAAGAGCAGGGCACGCUAAGCAGCAUCUCCAAGAAAAAGGAUGAAGACUUGGGAUUUCACAAUACAAUUGGGUCCCUUUUUGUAAAAAAAUUUUCAAUAAACAAAAAAAUUACCAAAGAAGCAUAAACCCUUGGGUGAAAACACAGUUAAGACUAAAAGAUUUAGAAGUUACUUUUACAUAUUAAAUAAUACUUCUAUUUAUUGAUAAUUUA